CAAAUAGUCCUUCUUUGAUAGACAAGUGUCUCUAUUUUUUAUUUUUUUAUUUACCUUCUUUUUUUUCUGUUACAGUUAUUCAAGAAAGUAAACAAAAAGCAACAAACGGUCAAUGUCCUUAUGGAAGGUAUUUAGUAAGAUGGACAUGAAUCAUUCAUCUAUCAACAGGAGUAGUCGUACUGGUAUGACGCCAAUAGCUAUUCCUAGCCAUCGACCUAGCAAGAGCAGUAGUAUGACUGCUGCCGUUGCUCCUACCCGAAGAAAAAGGAAGCCAUUUGAGUGUGUUAUCUGCAUGAGUACUUUCAGAAUCAAUAUACCGCAUCACACCGAACAAUGUGAGCACGCUUGCUGCCGUGAGUGUAUUCGUGAUUAUUUUCAGAGUGCUCUGAAAGACGUCCGUUACGCAUCUUAUGAUAAAAUCGAAUGUCCUCAGCCGGGUUGUAAAGCUCACUUUCAUACGGAGAAAGCACUCUAUCACUUUAUGACGAAAAGCGAGAUGAAGCAUUGGUGGAAAAAAGCAAUUAUGAAGUCAUGCAUACACAAUAAGGCCUGCACCUCCCUAUGCCAUGACAAACACCAAACACAACAAAGCUCGAAUGCCCGUAUAAAGGCUGUAGGGCUAUUUAUGAUGUCGACGAUAUUAAAAUGUUUAAAAAAUGCACCUUUGUCGAAUGCUUUGAAUGUCAUCGGGGUUUCUGCGUCGCCUGUCAAAGCCCCUGGCAUCCUGGCGUCAUCAAAAAGAAAGACGAGGAAGAAGAAGAAAGACUGGCCCUGGAUGAAGCCAAAAACCAUGACUGGACUCGUUGCCCCAAUUGUCAACGUUUCGUUGAAAAAAUCGUAAGAUACUCGUCAAUAUUAUGACAGGUAUUACAACGUUUAAAGAAAAGGGGGGGUCUUUUAACUUUAUUUCUUUUUUAUUUUUUCAGAGUGGGUGCACGACGAUCACCUGUAGAUGCGGUAGUUGUUUGUAAGUGUAGUCUUGUUUUUUGCUUCUAUCACUAUGUGGGCUGAUAUAUCUUUGUUUAUCUUUUUGAAAAGCUGUUAUCGCUGUGGCGGACUUUGCUACAAUCACCAAUGUACAAACAAUUGUCAA
Messenger RNA from Mycotypha africana, 1093 nucleotides. RefSeq lists its product as uncharacterized. Lineage: Eukaryota; Fungi; Mucoromycota; Mucoromycetes; Mucorales; Mycotyphaceae. Bases 113 to 841 code for a protein of 242 amino acids. The transcript is spliced from 3 exons. The record is from RefSeq and is a predicted model, not a curated record.